AUGCAACCCCAGACUAAGAAGUACAUCGCCGACUCAUUCUACUAUGCAUUCAAGUACAUUAUCUCCUCGAUGGAUCCCUUAAAGACGAAAAAGAAGGAUGCACAUGAAAAGAGUGCCAAAGUCCUGGAUCGGCUCGGGCAUCGUGACAUCAAGUUGAACGAGUACGAGCAGGUCAUUGCAUCCGAAGUUAUUCACCCAGAGGAUAUCAAGGUUGACUUUGAGCAGAUUGGUGGUUUGGAUCCUAUCAUCCGCUCCCUGCGCGAGAGUGUUAUCUUGCCACUCAACCACCCUGCUCUUUUCACAAGCGCCUCUGGAUUGUUGGGAGCCCCCAAGGGAGUGUUGUUGUACGGACCCCCCGGAUGCGGAAAGACCAUGUUGGCUAAGGCCCUCGCCAAGGAAUCAGGAGCAACGUUUAUCAACAUGCAUGUGUCAACCUUGACUGACAAGUGGUUUGGAGAGUCCAACAAGCUGGUUGCCGCCUUGUUCUCGUUGGCCCACAAGAUGCAGCCCGCUAUUAUCUUUAUUGACGAGAUUGAUUCGUUCCUGAGAGAGCGUCGCAGCAACGACCAUGAGAUCACCAGCAUGAUGAAGGCCGAGUUUAUGAGCAUGUGGGACGGUCUGACAACAGGAGAGGAUACCCGGAUCAUUGUCCUCGGCGCCACCAACCGGCCCAACGAUAUCGACUCUGCCAUUUUGAGGAGAAUGCCCAAACGGUUCGCCAUCAAGUUGCCCUCUGAAGAGCAGCGCAUGAACAUCUUGAAGCUGAUGUUGGCUAAGACCAAGCUUGACCCUAGCUUUGAUUUCCGCAAGUUGGUCCAGAAGACUGCAGGAUUUUCAGGAAGUGAUUUGAAGGAGGCCUGCAGGAACGCGUCGAUGUUGCCAUUGAGAGAGUACCUGAGGGGGAAGGGAUCAGACACUAAGGGCGCCCUUGACGGGGUUGUCUUGGAUCGUGAUGAGGUUCGCGCCUUGCGUCUGUCUGAUUUCUUCCAGCACGAUUCUAACGAGGAGUCAUCAUCGCAUGUUAUCCUUGAGCAGACUGACCUGGAUUAG
Linnemannia hyalina is the source of this 1050-nucleotide messenger RNA. The record is from the annotation of a GenBank genome assembly. NCBI's taxonomy places the organism in Eukaryota, Fungi, Mortierellomycota, Mortierellomycetes, Mortierellales, Mortierellaceae.